Messenger RNA from Solanum lycopersicum (tomato), 591 nucleotides. Its product is annotated as IAA1. Gene Ontology annotation, biological process: regulation of DNA-templated transcription. Gene Ontology annotation, molecular function: protein binding. NCBI's taxonomy places the organism in Eukaryota, Viridiplantae, Streptophyta, Magnoliopsida, Solanales, Solanaceae. Gene Ontology annotation, cellular component: nucleus. The record is from RefSeq and is marked provisional.
AUGACAAGUAUAGUGGGCAAUCAGAAAGAUCUGAAUUUCAAAGCCACUGAGCUGAGAUUAGGUUUGCCUGGUACAGAAGAUCAAGAAUCUGACCAAGAAAUAUCAAAUUCCAAGAAUAACAACAAAAGGGCUUUACCUGAAUCAACUCAUGAUGAAGAAGAUUGUGAAUCUAAGUCAAGUUCUGAUCAUGUCAAAACCCCACCACCUGUUGCCAAGGCACAAAUUGUGGGUUGGCCACCAGUGAGAUCUAACAGGAAAAACAUCAUCCAACCAAAGAAAACAGAAUCUGAAUCUGGAAUGUAUGUCAAAGUUAGCAUGGAUGGUGCCCCUUAUCUAAGAAAAAUUGAUCUGAAAAUGUAUAAAUGUUAUCAAGAACUACUAAAAGCCUUAGAAAACAUGUUCAAACUCACCAUAGGUGAAUACUCAGAAAGAGAAGGCUAUAAAGGCUCUGAAUUUGCCCCUGCUUAUGAAGACAAAGAUGGUGAUUUGAUGCUUGUUGGUGAUGUUCCUUGGGAAAUGUUUAUGUCUUCUUGUAAGAGGCUGAGAAUAAUGAAAGGAUCAGAAGCAAGAGGCUUGGGAUGUGGAGUUUAA